Schistosoma rodhaini is the source of this 1494-nucleotide messenger RNA. The record is from the annotation of a GenBank genome assembly. NCBI's taxonomy places the organism in Eukaryota, Metazoa, Platyhelminthes, Trematoda, Strigeidida, Schistosomatidae.
AUUUAAUCAAUGAAAACGUAUACUCAUUGAAUAAAGUCCAACAAAUUGUCGAAUGUAUACAAUCACACAUACAAACACGCACAAAAUAUUCAUCAUUUCUAGGAAAAUAUCAUUUUCAUAAUUCACAUUCACAAGUUUCAGCGUACAUAUUACAAAGUACACAAUCAUUUCAGUAUAUAUUUUGAUUACAUAACUAUUGAUGUAAGUGAACUGUUUAAUCAGAAAUGAAGUUCAUCUUAAUACCACUUAUCUUCUUACUUGUAUUAACUCAUAAUGGUACUUCAAAGAGAACAUUGAAAUUCAAUGAUCUAUGGGAGAAAUGGAAAUCUAUUUAUACUAAACAAUACACUGAUGAAGAUGAAGAAGCCAUUCGUAGAAGGAUCUGGAAUAAGAAUCUAAUUAAAAUUCAAUUACAUAAUUUACGUUAUGAUUUAGGCUUUGAAACAUAUUCUAUUGGUUUAAAUCAAUUUACAGAUAUUGAAUGGAAUGAAUUUUAUUCAAUGUAUAAAGUGAAAGAAAGAUUAACCAUUCCUGAAUCAUCACCAUCAUCAUCUUUUAUUGAAGAAGAUUAUGAUGUGAAUAAUAUUGGUUGGACACCGGAUUCUUAUGAUUGGCGUCAUUUUAAUAUUGUGAAUGAACCAAGAGAUGAAGGUUCAUGUAUUGGUUCGUAUGCAUUUGCUGUAACAGCUGUAACUGAAUCUCAAUAUGCUUUACGUACAUCUAAUCGAAAAAAGUUUUCUGUACAACAAUUUAUUGAUUGUACACGAAUAUAUGGUAAUAUGGGUUGUCAUGGUGGUUACACAUUUACAUUGUUUAUUUAUUUACAAAAUUUUGGAUUAGAAACAGAAGAAAAUUAUCCAUUUACGGGUGGGGACCAAGAUUGUGUAGCAAAUAGUUCAGAUGUGGUUGUUCAAUCCAUUGGUUAUAAAUUUCACCGACAUGGUUAUGAAACAAUUUUGAAAUGGGCAGUGUAUAAUGAAGGUCCAUAUGUAAUUUCAAUGAAUAUUGAUGAAAAUUUUUUACAUUAUAAGUCAGGAAUAUAUCAAUCUGAUACAUGUACACAUUAUAAUUUAAAUCAAAGUAUGUUACUUGUUGGUUAUGGUUAUGAUAAUGAUGGUAACGAUUACUGGAUAUUACAAAAUAAUUGGGGAACAAAGUGGGGUGAACAAGGUUAUGUGAAAGUACUUCGUAACCAUUGGAAUAUGUGUGGAAUUGCUUCAAUGGCUUUUCGACCAAUAUUACGUGGUUUUUAACUGUCCCUCAUAUUUUUAACAUUUCACUUAUAUUACUUAAACAAUAAAUUAAGUAGUCAAAACUUUCAACAAAUAUUUUGAACUGUAAAUUAUAAAAAUAUUGAAACAUGUGCAUUGAUUUAAUAUUUCCCCAACCACUUAACAGAAACAACAUGGGAAUGAUGUUGAUGAUGCAUUUAAAAUAGACGAAAGCUACUGUUGUUAGCCCUGGUACGGUCGAGAGUGGGGAGAGUUCGCUCUC